Molecule: messenger RNA, 1920 nt
Organism: Quercus lobata
Lineage: Eukaryota; Viridiplantae; Streptophyta; Magnoliopsida; Fagales; Fagaceae
Product: serine/threonine-protein kinase STY13-like
Exons: 6
Coding region: 416-1534 (372 amino acids)
Biological process (GO): protein phosphorylation
Cellular component (GO): plasma membrane
Molecular function (GO): ATP binding; protein serine/threonine kinase activity
Source: RefSeq, a predicted model, not a curated record
AAUACCAUAAAAAUAACAACGCCAGCCACACAGGCUCUGAGAGAGAGAGAGAGAGAGAAGUGGUUCAGAAACACACGUCGUUGAGAGAGAUAGGUGGGUCAGAAACACACGUCGUGUUCAGGCAAUAUCCAUGUGCCCACAUGGGAUGAUAUAGUCUAGAGACUAAAAGAGAGAGAGAGAGAGUUACUCUGUUACUGAUACUACUACUACUACCUGUAGACAGACAUCAUUAUAAUCCACAGCAGUCAGCACCACCACAACCACAACCACAACCACAACAACAAUGAGCAGCGAUAGUUAAGUGAAAAAACAUAGACACACACAAAAAGACACAAACUAUCAAUCAGAACCCGUUACUCUUUUUGUACCUUAACCGUUGAACUUUGACACGACCAACAUAGAGAGAGAGAGAGAGAUGAAGGAGAAGAGUGAAAGUGGAGGUGGGUAUGUGAGAGCGGAUCAGAUAGAUCUGAAGAGCUUAGACGAGCAGCUUCAGAGACAUCUAAGCAGGGCAUGGACUAUGGAAAAGAACAAGAAGAGAGAGGAAGAUCAGCAAGAGCAAGAAGCAGCAAGGUCCACUGUCACCAGGAGGCAAGAGUGGGAGAUUGACCCCUCUAAGCUCAUCAUCAAGGCUGUCAUAGCUCGUGGAACUUUCGGCACCGUUCACCGCGGCAUUUAUGAUGGUCAAGACGUUGCUGUUAAACUUCUUGAUUGGGGGGAGGAGGGCCACAGGUCAGAUGCUGAAAUAGCUUCUCUUAGAGCUGCUUUUACACAGGAGGUUGCUGUUUGGCACAAGCUUGAACAUCCUAAUGUAACAAAAUUUAUUGGGGCAACAAUGGGUUCAUCAGAGCUAAACAUACAAACAGAUAAUGGCCACAUAGGCAUGCCGAGUAAUAUUUGUUGUGUUGUAGUGGAGUAUUGUCCUGGCGGUGCUCUAAAAUCUUACCUCAUAAAGAACCGAAGAAGGAAGCUAGCUUUUAAAGUAGUUGUCCAACUUGCACUGGAUCUUGCAAGAGGGAUGAGCUAUCUUCACUCCCAGAAGAUUGUCCACAGAGAUGUUAAAACAGAGAAUAUGCUUCUGGACAAGACACGCACUGUUAAAAUAGCUGAUUUUGGAGUUGCUCGUAUUGAGGCUUCAAAUCCUAAUGACAUGACUGGCGAGACUGGAACCCUUGGUUACAUGGCACCGGAGGUUCUCAAUGGCAAUCCAUAUAACAGGAAAUGUGAUGUGUACAGUUUUGGCAUAUGCUUGUGGGAGAUAUACUGCUGUGAUAUGCCGUACCCUGACCUCAGCUUCUCGGAAGUAACAUCAGCUGUUGUUCGCCAGAAUCUGAGGCCAGAGAUACCCCGUUGUUGCCCAAGCUCUCUUGCAAAUGUAAUGAAGCGAUGCUGGGAUGCUAACCCUGAUAAACGGCCAGAGAUGGAUGAGGUAGUGACCAUGUUGGAGGCCAUUGACACGUCGAAGGGUGGGGGUAUGAUCCCAAAUGAUCAGGCUCAGGGUUGUUUAUGUUUCCGAAGGUAUCGUGGGCCUUGAAAUAUUUCAACUCCUUGAAGCUGGUGAUAUGCAACAAAGUCAUAAGAGUUCUGGAUCCAAUUUGUAUCUUAUUCAAAAUUAAAAGGUUGAAAAUGAAGGGAAAAGCAAACUGUGGAGGCUAAAAGCUAAGAGAAGCUCUCCAAUAUUUGUUACUCUAUUGGACUAUAGAUUUUGUAAAGCUGUUUUUUUCUUUCUCAUAAUCUUUUCUCUUACUUUGAAAAUUUUAAUACAUAAUAGUUUAGUUGCUAUGAUCAUAGGGCUUAUCUGUUCUAACAAACGGGCCUGCACUGACACACACAUUCCUGAGUACCUGAUGGCUCAACUCUAUGGAGGUUAUGAACUGUUGUACUUGAUAAUAGUUGUUUAUCAUGCCCUUUUUGAGGUCA